Messenger RNA from Oncorhynchus nerka (sockeye salmon), 6245 nucleotides. Its product is annotated as collagen alpha-1(VI) chain-like. Bases 181 to 3210 code for a protein of 1009 amino acids. The record is from RefSeq and is a predicted model, not a curated record. The transcript is spliced from 33 exons. Lineage: Eukaryota; Metazoa; Chordata; Actinopteri; Salmoniformes; Salmonidae.
AGGCGUUCCGUCCUAUGCGCGCUCCCGGGUUGGCUCGGAGGUUGUAACCGACUAACGGAAUUAGAACAUUGACAGAGCUCCGGUUUCAUCCAUCUUCUGAAGUUCAGUUCGGAGGUUCGGGUUGGAGACGGUUUGGGGUGAUUUGGGUUUGAAAGUUUAGUGUUAACCGAAUAAACAGCCAUGGAGGCUCGUGGAGUUCUCUCCGUUCUGUGCGUCGGUGCGAUGUUUGCCGUGGCGCUCGCACAGCAGACCGACAGACCCAAGUUCUGGGAGUGUCCGGUGGACCUGUUCUUUGUGCUGGACACGUCUGAGAGUGUUGCUCUGAGGGCCAAACCUCCCAACUUCUACAUCGACCAGAUCAAGAGCUUUACUGAACGCUUCAUCAUGGAGCUCAAGGAGAUGCGCCACCCAUGUGACCGGUCCCUGACAUGGAACUCUGGAGCGCUGCACUACUCUGAUGAGAUCAUCUUAGUGCGCCAGCUGAGUGACAUCGCCACCGAGCGACAGGCGCUCAUCAGUGACAUCAAGGGCAUCAGCUACAUCGGCAAGGGAACACACACUGACUGUGCCAUCAAGAGAGGCAUCGCUGAGCUGCUCAUAGGGGGCUCCCACUACCAGGAGAAUAAGUACAUCGUCGUGGUGACGGACGGUCAUCCUCUAACAGGUUACAAGGAGCCCUGUGGGGGGUUACAGGAAGCUGCCAAUGAGGCCAGGCAACACGGGGUUAAAGUCUUCUCUGUCGCCAUAUCACCUGACCAGGAGGACACCAGACUGUCAGUGAUUGCUACAGACCAGAACUACAGACAGAACUUCACAGCAGCUGACAACAGCAGAUCCACCCAGCUACAGACCAUUCACAGCAUCAUAGAUAUGAUCACCAAUGAGACCAAGGAUGUGUGCUGUUCUUUUGACUGCAAUGCUAAAGGAGGUCCCAAAGGACCAGUAGGAGACCUCGGGUCCAAGGGUGAAACAGGUAGACAGGGGAUGCCAGGCGAGAAGGGCGACAUCGGGGUAGAUGGGAACUUGGGAGACCCCGGUCCCGUAGGAUACCGUGGAAUGAAGGGCGACCGAGGUGGAAUAGGCAACAAGGGCGAGAGAGGCCAUAAAGGCUACAAGGGAGACAAAGGACAACAGGGGACAGAUGGAGUUGAUGGACGUAAGGGUGAUCCAGGGUUUCCUGGUCUAGCCGGCUGUAAAGGUUCCCCAGGACCUGACGGCUCACAAGGAGACGGAGGUCCUAAGGGAGAUCCUGGUCCAUACGGAACCAAAGGAGCUAAGGGUGAUCGGGGGAAAAACGGAGAACCAGGACGACCCGGUAACUACGGACCGCCCGGAACCAAGGGUACACUGGGCCCAAAAGGAGCCAAUGGGGACAAAGGACAGCGGGGUGAUGAUGGAGCACCUGGACCGGACGGCCUCCGAGGAGACCAAGGAACCCCAGGAGAGAAAGGAGAACAAGGAACCCGUGGAAACAGAGGACCAAGAGGAGAUUUGGGUGACCCAGGACCUCGUGGAGAUCAGGGUAGAGAGGGUUCAUCUGGAGCCAAUGGAGAGCCUGGUGACAUCGGCAGGGCGGGGUCUCCAGGAUACAGAGGAGAUGAGGGCGCCCCCGGGCCAGAGGGCCCCAAAGGACCAAGAGGGAUCAAAGGAGCUCCCGGAGACAGAGGCCAGAUCGGAGCGAGGGGAGAAGAUGGUGCACCUGGAAAUGGAACUGAGGGUUGUCAUGGUUUCCAGGGUUACCCCGGCCCACGAGGAGGUACUGGAGAGCCGGGUGGAAAGGGAACCCCAGGACCUAAAGGAGAUGACGGAGAGCCUGGAGACGCUGGCCUGGACAACAACUCCCCAGGACUCCCAGGGAACAAAGGAGGCAAAGGACACAGAGGACCUGAAGGAAACCCUGGACCAGUCGGGCCUCCGGGACCUGCAGGAGCUGAUGAAUGUGAGAUUCUGGAUAUCAUCAUGAAGCUUUGCUCAUGCUGUGAGUGUAAGUGUGGGCCCCUGGACUUGGCCUUCAUCGUGGACAGUUCUGAGAGUAUCGGCUCCACUAACUUCGCUCUAGCUAAAGACUUCAUCAUCACGGUCAUAGACCGCCUUAUUAAGGACCAGCAAGUCCAUUUUGGUUUUAAUGAGUCCAGGGUAGGCGUGGUGCAGUACAGUGGGGAUGGAGCCCAGGAGGCUGUCAGACUGGGAGACCCCAACAUUAACACACUCACUGAGCUCAAACAGGCGGUGCGGGACCUGCGCUGGCUGGCUGAGGCCACCUAUACAGGGGAGGCUCUGCAGUUCUCUCUGACCAACAUGAUUGACCGUCUGCAGCAGGAGAACCGCGUGGUCCUAGUGCUCACUGACGGACGCUCUGAUAUCACCAGAGAUAAAACACCGCUCAACACACUCUGUGGGAAGGGUAUCAAGGUGGGAGGUCUGGGAGUGAAGGACUACUCUGGCCGUCAGCCCAACCAUGAACAGCUCAGUGCUGUGGUCUGUACGAGUGACCCUAAACCAGGCUUCUCCUUCGUACUGGAGAACUUCGCUGAGCUGCUGGAUGACAGCUUCUUACAGAACCUCACCACACGCAUCUGUGAAGAUAAGAAGUGUCCCAACUACAAAUGUCCCAUCUCCUUCUCAGGGGACACAGACAUCGUGUUGAUGAUGGACAGUUCAACCAGUGUGGGACAGAGGAACUUUGACUCCAGCAAGACCUUCGUCAAGCGUCUGGCUGAGCGCUUCCUGUCUGCUGAGAGGUCCGGCCGUGCUGCCGUGCGUGUCGCCGUGGGCCAGUACAGCCGUGAACGCCGCAUGGAGGAGGAGCUGACCUCUAACCUCACCCUGCUGACCAGUAAGAUUGAGGCCGCCACCUUCCAGAAUGAUGGGACUGACGUUACUAAGGCGAUGGCCUUCGCCAUGGAGCAAUUCAAGACAUCAGGUGGCAGGAAGAGGAAGCUAGUGCUGUUCUCUGACGGGAGAUCUCAGGGCGUUACCGAGGCGAUGCUGGAGAAGCGCGUACGGCUGGUGUCAGAGGCGGGAGUGGAGCUGUACGUUAUCACCGUGGGCAACCAGGUGAGCGAGGCCAACCUGCGCUCGCUGGUCAGCAGGGGGAGGAGUUACGACGUCACCUACGCCCAGCGCCACCUGUUCCGCGUCCCAGACUACCCGUCUCUGCUGCGUGGCGUGUUCUACCAGACCGUGUCCCGCAGGGUCUCCCAGGCCUGAGUUCAGGGGCAAGGGCUGGGACCACAUGCUUUAGAGUUUAGUCUCCCUCAUUAUGAAUAUCCAUUCAUAUUUCAUCACUCAUUUACUGUGUUUUAGUUGGGUUUUUACGUCCGAUAAUGACAGAAGACAAUUGUGUCUCAGACUGUGUAAGAGAUUGUGUUAGACUGCAUUCAUGUGCUCUCAGAAUUAUCAAGAAAAAUCCCAAGCGGAAAACUACUGAAAACCUCUUGGAACAGAAACUAGUUUCAGACGUCUGUUAUGAGCUUCCAUGUUGUAACAUCUUCCUGUCAGACUGUUCCAUAAUUCCCAGUCAGGCUGUUCCCAGUUCCAUAAUUCCCUGUCAGGCUGUUCCCAGUUCCAUAAUUCCCAGUCAGACUGUUCCCAGUUCCAUAAUUCCCAGUCAGACUUUUCCUUGUCCAUAAUUCCCAGUCAGACUAUUCCUUGUCCAUAAUUCCCAGUCAGACUGUUCCCAGUUCCAUAAUUCCCAGUCAGACUGUUCCCAGUUCCAUAAUUCCCAGUCAGGCUGUUCCCAGUUCCAUAAUUCCCAGUCAGGCUGUUCCCAGUUCCAUAAUUCCCAGUCAGGCUGUUCCCAGUUCCAUAAUUCCCAGUCAGACUGUUCCCAGUUCCAUAAUUCCCAGUCAGACUGUUCCCAGUUCCAUAAUUCCCAGUCAGACUGUUUCCAGUUCCAUAAUUCCCUGUCAGACUGUUCCCAGUUCCAUAAUUCCCUGUCAGACUGUUCCCAGUUCCAUAAUUCCCAGUCAGAUUGUUCCCAGUUCCAUAAUUCCCAGUCAGAUUGUUCCCAGUUCCAUAAUUCUCUGUCAUACUGUUCCCAGUUCCAUAAUUCUGAGCAGCACAUGAACGCAGCAUUAGACAGAAACGUUACUGUAAAGGAAUGGUCGUUGUUGUUUGUAGAUCAGAGACAGGACAGGAUAUGACAUCACUACAUCUUUUUUAAACAUCAAAGUUAAACAUUAAACAUCCUCCCUGCAGACAACCUGGUCCUAAUGAAGAACAGCUGGACACGGACUGUUUGCGCACGCGUGUGCGUGUGUGUGUGUGUGCAACCAGUGGAAUGGUCUCUAUAAUGUGCUAUACAUCAUGUGGGAGUUCCUCAUAAACAGUUUGUCUGAGGUCGCAUGUUCAGAUGCCUCACAAGUACACAAACAUGCAACCAGACACACACACACACACACACAACCAUACACACACAACCAAACUCAGACAGGAAAACAUCUAUUACCAUGUUUGCACCGCCAACCCUGAUGAGGUAAAGAAACCCUGAAUGGUUUAUGUCUCCCUGUGACCCCUCUCUCUCUCUCUCUCUCUCUCUCUCUCUCUCUCCCCCUCUCUCUCUCUCUCACACACACACUCAUUCCUCUCUGCAUCAGCCUGAUGAACCAUAACCCUUUGAAGGCUCCUUUAAAGUUCCAAGUAACAGUUUCAGAUUAAUGGGCCAGUUCCUCAGUGUCAGCAUGUGUGAACAUGUAACUCAGUGGAUCAUGGUGCCAGUUGACCGCUGUAGCGGUGAAUGGUGCCAGUUGACUGCUGUAGCAGUGAAUCGUGCUAGUUGACCGCUGUAGCAGUGAAUGGUGCCAGUUGACCGCUGUAGUAGUGAAUGGUGCUAGUUGACCGCUGUAGUAGUGAAUGGUGCUAGUUGACCGCUGUAGCAGUGAAUGGUGCCAGUUGACCGCUGUAGCAGUGAAUGGUGCCAGUUGACCGCUGUAGCAGUGAAUGGUGCCAGUUGACCGCUGUAGCAGUGAAUGGUGCCAGUUGACCGCUGUAGCAGUGAAUGGUGCUAGUUGACCGCUGUAGCAGUGAAUGGUGCCAGUGACUGCUGUAGCAGUGAAUGGUGCCAGUUGAACGCUGUAGUAGUGAAUGGUGCCAGUUGACCGCUGUAGCAGUGAAUGGUUGACUGCUGUAGCAGUGAAUGGUGCCAGUUGACCGCUGUAGCAGUGAAUGGUGCCAGUUGACCGCUGUAGCAGUGAAUGGUGCCAGUUGACCGCUGUAGCAGUGAAUGGUGCCAGUUGACCGCUCUAGCAGUGAAUGGUGCCAGUUGACCGCUCUAGCAGUGAAUGGUGCCAGUUGACCGCUGUAGCAGUGAAUGGUGCCAGUUGACCGCUCUAGCAGUGAAUGGUGCCAGUUGACCGCUCUAGCAGUGAAUGGUGCCAGUUGACCGCUCUAGCAGUGAAUGGUGCCAGUUGACCGCUCUAGCAGUGAAUGGUGCCAGUUGACCGCUCUAGCAGUGAAUGGUGCCAGUUGACCGCUCUAGCAGUGAAUGGUGCCAGUUGACCGCUGUAGCAGUAAAUGGUGCCAGUUGACCGCUGUAGCAGUGAAUGGUGCCAGUUGACCGCUGUAGCAGUGAAUGGUGCCAGUUGACCGCUCUAGCAGUGAAUGGUGCCAGUUGACCGCUCUAGCAGUGAAUGGUGCCAGUUGACCGCUCUAGCAGUGAAUGGUGCCAGUUGACCGCUCUAGCAGUGAAUGGUGCCAGUUGACCGCUGUAGCAGUGAAUGGUGCCAGUUGACCGCUGUAGCAGUAAAUGGUGCCAGUUGACCGCUGUAGCAGUGAAUGGUGCCAGUUGACCGCUGUAGCAGUGAAUGGUGCCAGUUGACCGCUGUAGCAGUGAAUGGUGCCAGUUGACCUCUGUAGCAGUGAAUGGUGCCAGUUGACCGCUGUAGCAGUGAAUGGUGCCAGUUGACCGCUGUAGCAGUAAAUGGUGCCAGUUGACCGCUGUAGCAGUGAAUGGUGCCAGUUGACCUCUGUAGCAGUGAAUGGUGCCAGUUGACCGCUCUAGCAGUGAAUGGUGCCAGUUGACCGCUGUAGCAGUAAAUGGUGCCAGUUGACCGCUGUAGCAGUGAAUGGUGCCAGUUGACCGCUGUAGCAGUGAAUGGUGCCAGUUGACCGCUGUAGCAGUGAAUGGUGCCAGUUGACCUCUGUAGCAGUGGGCAACAGCCUACUGAUGGUAUUUUGAUCUGAAACCAAACCAGCUGCCAGACAGGCUGCUAGAACACAUCUGAUUCAUUAAAGGCCUCAACCAA